AUGGUGCUAGUAACCUCCCCAGCUAGUCACCCGGUGCUAGUAACUUCCCCAACUAGUCACCCGGUGCUAGUAACCUCCCCAGCUAGUCACCCGGUGCUAGUAACGUCCCCAGCUAGUCGCAUGGUGCUAGUAACCUCCCCAGCUAGUCACCCGGUGCUAGUAACUUCCCCAACUAGUCACCCGGUGCUAGUAACUUCCCCAACUAGUCACCCGGUGCUAGUAACUUCCCCAACUAGUCACCCGGUGCUAGUAACUUCCCCAACUAGUCACCCGGUGCUAGUAACUUCCCCAACUAGUCACCCGGUGCUAGUAACCUCCCCAACUAGUCACCCGGUGCUAGUAACCUCCCAACUAGUCACCCGGUGCUAUCACCCGGUGCUAGUAACCUCCCCAACUAGUCACCCGGUGCUAGUAACUUCCCCAACUAGUCACCCGGUGCUAGUAACUUCCCCAACUAGUCACCCGGUGCUAGUAACUUCCCCAACUAGUCACCCGGUGCUAGUAACUUCCCCAACUAGUCACCCGGUGCUAGUAACCUCCCCAACUAGUCACCCGGUGCUAGUAACUUCCCCAACUAGUCACCCGGUGCUAGUAACUUCCCCAACUAGUCACCCGGUGCUAGUAACCUCCCCAACUAGUCACCCGGUGCUAGUAACUUCCCCAACUAGUCACCCGGUGCUAGUAACUUCCCCAACUAGUCACCCGGUGCUAGUAACCUUCCCAACUAGUCACCCGGUGCUAGUAACCUCCCCAACUAGUCACCCGGUGCUAGUAACCUCCCCAACUAGUCACCCGGUGCUAGUAACCUCCCCAACUAGUCACCCGGUGCUAGUAACUUCCCCAACUAGUCACCCGGUGCUAGUAACUUCCCCAACUAGUCACCCGGUGCUAGUAACCUUCCCAACUAGUCACCCGGUGCUAGUAACUUCCCCAACUAGUCACCCGGUGCUAGUAACGUCCCCAGCUAGUCACCCGGUGCUAGUAACCUCCCCAGCUAGUCACCCGGUGCUAGUAACCUUCCCAACUAGUCACCCGGUGCUAGUAACCUCCCCAGCUAGUCACCCGGUGCUAGUAACCUCCCCAGCUAGUCACCCGGUGCUAGUAACCUUCCCAGCUAGUCACCCGGUGCUAGUAACCUUCCCAGCUAGUCACCCGGUGCUAGUAACCUCCCCAACUAGUCACCCGGUGCUAGUAACCUCCCCAACUAGUCACCCGGUGCUAGUAACUUCCCCAACUAGUCACCCGGUGCUAGUAACCUUCCCAGCUAGUCACCCGGUGCUAGUAACCUCCCCAACUAGUCACCCGGUGCUAGUAACCUUCCCAACUAGUCACCCGGUGCUAGUAACCUCCCCAGCUAGUCACCCGGUGCUAGUAACCUCCCCAGCUAGUCACCCGGUGCUAGUAACCUUCCCAGCUAGUCACCCGGUGCUAGUAACCUUUCCAGCUAGUCACCCGGUGCUAGUAACCUCCCCAACUAGUCACCCGGUGCUAGUAACCUCCCCAACUAGUCACCCGGUGCUAGUAACCUUCCCAACUAGUCACCCGGUGCUAGUAAUCUUCCCAACUAGUCACCCGGUGCUAGUAACCUUCCCAGCUAGUCACCCGGUGCUAGUAACCUCCCCAACUAGUCACCCGGUGCUAGUAACCUUCCCAACUAGUCACCCGGUGCUAGUAACCUUCCCAACUAGUCACCCGGUGCUAGUAACCUCCCCAACUAGUCACCCGGUGCUAGUAACCUCCCCAACUAGUCACCCGGUGCUAGUAACCUCCCCAACUAGUCACCCGGUGCUAGUAACCUCCCCAACUAGUCACACGGUGCUAGUAACCUCCCCAACUAGUCACCCGGUGCUAGUAACUUCCCCAACUAGUCACCCGGUGCUAGUAACUUCCCCAACUAGUCACCCGGUGCUAGUAACCUCCCCAACUAGUCACCCGGUGCUAGUAACUUCCCCAACUAGUCACCCGGUGCUAGUAACUUCCCCAACUAGUCACCCGGUGCUAGUAACCUCCCCAACUAGUCACCCGGUGCUAGUAACCUCCCCAACUAGUCACCCGGUGCUAGUAACCUCCCCAACUAGUCACCCGGUGCUAGUAACCUCCCCAACUAGUCACCCGGUGCUAGUAACUUCCCCAACUAGUCACCCGGUGCUAGUAACUUCCCCAACUAGUCACCCGGUGCUAGUAACCUUCCCAACUAGUCACCCGGUGCUAGUAACUUCCCCAACUAGUCACCCGGUGCUAGUAACGUCCCCAGCUAGUCACCCGGUGCUAGUAACCUCCCCAGCUAGUCACCCGGUGCUAGUAACCUUCCCAACUAGUCACCCGGUGCUAGUAACGUCCCCAGCUAGUCACCCGGUGCUAGUAACCUCCCCAACUAGUCACCCGGUGCUAGUAACCUUCCCAGCUAGUCACCCGGUGCUAGUAACCUUCCCAGCUAGUCACCCGGUGCUAGUAACCUCCCCAACUAGUCACCCGGUGCUAGUAACCUCCCCAACUAGUCACCCGGUGCUAGUAACUUCCCCAACUAGUCACCCGGUGCUAGUAACCUUCCCAACUAGUCACCCGGUGCUAGUAACCUCCCCAGCUAGUCACCCGGUGCUAGUAACCUUCCCAACUAGUCACCCGGUGCUAGUAACCUCCCCAGCUAGUCACCCGGUGCUAGUAACCUCCCCAGCUAGUCACCCGGUGCUAGUAACCUCCCCAGCUAGUCACCCGGUGCUAGUAACCUUCCCAGCUAGUCACCCGGUGCUAGUAACCUCCCCAACUAGUCACCCGGUGCUAGUAACCUCCCCAACUAGUCACCCGGUGCUAGUAACCUUCCCAACUAGUCACCCGGUGCUAGUAAUCUUCCCAACUAGUCACCCGGUGCUAGUAAUCUUCCCAACUAGUCACCCGGUGCUAGUAACCUUCCCAACUAGUCACCCGGUGCUAGUAACCUUCCCAACUAGUCACCCGGUGCUAGUAACCUCCCCAACUAGUCACCCGGUGCUAGUAACCUCCCCAACUAGUCACCCGGUGCUAGUAACCUCCCCAACUAGUCACACGGUGCUAGUAACCUCCCCAACUAGUCACCCGGUGCUAGUAACCUCCCCAACUAGUCACCCGGUGCUAGUAACCUCCCCAAGUAGUCACACGGUGCUAGUAACCUCCCCAACUAGUCACCCGGUGCUAGUAACCUCCCCAACUAGUCACACGGUGCUAGUAACCUCCCCAACUAGUCACCCGGUGCUAGUAACUUCCCCAACUAGUCACCCGGUGCUAGUAAGCAGCAGCUGA
Molecule: messenger RNA, 3276 nt
Organism: Procambarus clarkii (red swamp crayfish)
Lineage: Eukaryota; Metazoa; Arthropoda; Malacostraca; Decapoda; Cambaridae
Source: RefSeq, a predicted model, not a curated record